GCCAAAUAAAAAUAAAAGGCUAGGGCUUUUGCAGUUCACUGCUGCUCUGCUUCAGCUAGCACUCAGCAAGCAGCAUCCUGUCUGCCCGCUCCUCUCUCUCUCUCUCUCUGAUCCAGAAAACCUCUCUUGGAGGUUUACAGAGAGUUUUUGAAAGACAAUGUCCCGGAGAUAGAGAGAGUGAGGAAAGGGCCUGGAGAAGAAGAAGGAGAAGAAGAAGAAGAAGAAGAAAAAGAGAAGUUCGUUUUUUAUUUUUAGAAAACAAAAAUUUAAAAAGUAGAAUAGAGGAAAGGCAGGAUAAUGACGAUUCACUCAGUCUUGAUUCAAAAGCUACUCAGCACCAAUGCCCACCUGGGCCGCCACAUCGCCGCAAACCACUUCAAGAUCUUCACCUACGGCUCCCGCAAUGGCAUGACCAUUAUCGACUCGGACAAAACCAUAAUCUGCGUCCGAAACGCCUGCUAUUUCAUUGGCACCCUUGCGCGCCAGAAAGCCCAGUUCCUGUUCGUCAAUACCAACUCUCUCUACGAUGAAAUCUUCGAGCAAAUGACGAAACGAAUAGGGUGCAAAUUCGACAACCGAUGGCGGGUUGGGGGCUUUUUGACCAACAGUUAUAGCCCCAAGAAGUUUCGGUCGCGGAAAAAGAAGUUCAUUAUUGGGCCCAGCCGGAUGCCUGACUGUGUUGUGAUCGUGGACACCGAGAGGAAGUCGUCGGUCAUUGCCGAGGCUGAUAAGUUGCAAAUUCCGAUUGUAGCAUUGGUAGACUCGAGCAUGCCGUCAGAAACUUAUGAGAAGAUCACAUACCCAAUCCCGGCUAAUGAUCAUUCUGUGCAGUUUGUGUACUUAUUUUGCAAUUUGAUCACCAAAACUGUUCUCCUUGAGCAAAAGAGGCUUGCAGGUUUGAAAGAUACCGUUAGUGAAGAAGCGGAUAUUCAACAAUUGGCACCUCUCGAGACUGAUAGUAGGGAUGAAGCACAACAAAUUGAGCAGAGAAAAAUUGAUAGUGCAAAUGAUGAAGUGCUUGUGGUUCCUUAUGAGAGCAUAUCACCUAUUUCUAACGAUCCUGCUGAAACUAAAAAGCUCUUGGACAAACUUGUGGUGUUGAGGUUCAAUGAUAUCUUGGGGACAAAGAUGGGUUUUAAUGGUCCAAAGUCUGCUAUUCAAGUUUGCAAUGGCUUAACAUUUCUGGACUUAAUCAUUAAUCAAAUUGAGUCUAUAAAUUCCAAGUAUGAAUGCAGAGUUCCCCUCCUUCUAGUGAACACAAAUAAAACACACAAUGAUACUUUAAAGGUCUUGGAGAAACAUUCUGGGGCAAACAUUGACGUUCAUAAUUUUAACCAGAAUCAAGAUCCCCAAGUAAAGUCAUUUGAAGGACUGAUUAAUGAGGACGAAUUAUGUCAGUCUGACCAUGGCGAGGCGCUUCUCUACCUAAUGAAAAGUGGAACACUUGAUGUAUUAUUGGGGCAGGGCAAGGAGUACAUCCUCAUGGUGAACCCUGAUAAUCUAACUGGUGUUGCUGAUCCCAAAAUCUUAAAUUAUUUGAUCCAAAACCAGAUUGAAUAUUGCAUGGAGGUGACUCCUACCACAAUAUUUGGUUUCAAGGGUAGUGCUGUUAAUUAUCCGCAAGGGAAGUUUCUGCUUGCGGACAUCACACAGUCUCACUCUAAACAUUCAGCGGAGAAGUUCAAAUUUAUUGACACAAAACACUUGUGGGUGAACUUGAAGGCCAUUAAAAGGCUUGUUGAAACUGAUCCAUUGUGGAUGGAGAAUUUUUUUGUUUCAAAGGAAAAGAAUAGUAAAUUGCUUUUGCAAGAAACAACAACUGGUUCAUCUGUACGGUUCUUUGAUCAUGCUGUUGGUAUUAAUAUUCCCCAAUCUCAAUUUCUUCCAUUUGAGUCAACUUCAGAUUUGCUUCUUGUUCAGUCAGAUCUGUACACCAUAGAUGAGGGAGUUUUAGUUAGAAAUAAAGGUAGAAAAAAUCCUGUGAAUCCUUGCAUUGAGUUGGGACCUGAAUUUGAAAAGGUUAGUGAUUUUCUAAGUCGAUUCAAGUCAGUUCCUAGCAUAGUUGAGCUUGACAGUUUGAGGGUAACUGGCGACGUCUGGUUUGGAGCUGAUACAACUCUCAAGGGGAAAGUGAACAUUGCUGCAAAACCUGGGAUCAGAUUAGAAAUUCCUGAUGGAGCAGUUCUAGAGAACAAGGAGAUCAAUGGCCCAUGGGACAUUUGAGGGUUUUCUUUUAUUAUUUUUGUUGCAUUGAAGCAAGGAAUAAUGCACAAGUGAUUUAAUAAUUAUCAUUGUUAUUAUUGUGUCUUGUAAUGCUUCUAGAAUGUUUUCAAUUCAAUUUUGCCUGUCAAUUUAUUUGUCAAUUAAAACAUAUUCUUUUGUAACAUUGAAAAUUUUGUUCUCUUCCAAACAUGCUAUUUGAAGAUAUUAUUUGGGCCCCAAGAAGGGGGUUAGCAUUCGUAUUUUGUUCGUGGCUUCUCCUUGCUAGUAAUGAGUGAUGGCCACUGAGACCUGGGAGAGGGUAAUCUGGUCAAUGGAAAGGAAAUGAAAUGCAAGAGACAGAGAUCCAGAUGAAUUCACAGGGCAAAACAAUAUUGACGCCCUGCCGAGCCACCGAUUAUGAAGAUGAAAAGUAUUUAUACAAGAUGACAUGCUAAGUUCUGGCCAUAAUUGUGAAGAUACGAACUAUGCUGUACUUGCCCAAGCGAUCCAAAUGUGGGAGAAAAGAACCAUAUUGACAGAAUUGAGAGUGCUAUGAGGGCGCAUAGGGAUGGUAAUUUCUUAAAUUGUGAAACUUUUACACAAGCAAAUGUUCUCCAUUUGUUUGGUUCAAGUAUUAUUGGCUGAUCUUACUAUAUUAGAGGCCAUAAAUUAAGGCUGAAAAUUUUCUCUGUAAUUUAAGGUUUUAGAUUUGUGCUUGUGGAUUUGGGCAACAGAUAUCCAGGUUUCUAAAUGCAGCAGCAUUUGUUGACACUGUAUGGGCGCUCCCCCCAUGUUGAUCUUAUUUCAGUUGUAUGUAUUGAUUUUGAGCAUUCUGUUUUUGUUCA
Malania oleifera is the source of this 3047-nucleotide messenger RNA. Its product is annotated as UTP--glucose-1-phosphate uridylyltransferase-like. Gene Ontology annotation, molecular function: UTP:glucose-1-phosphate uridylyltransferase activity; structural constituent of ribosome. The record is from RefSeq and is a predicted model, not a curated record. The coding region runs from base 298 to 2223 and encodes 641 amino acids. Gene Ontology annotation, biological process: glycogen metabolic process; UDP-alpha-D-glucose metabolic process; translation. Gene Ontology annotation, cellular component: small ribosomal subunit; cytoplasm; ribosome. Lineage: Eukaryota; Viridiplantae; Streptophyta; Magnoliopsida; Santalales; Ximeniaceae. The transcript has 20 exons.